AUGAGUGACGAGGAUGAGCCGCUCAACUUCUCGACAUCAAAAGAUCCAGAAGACACAAAGGAAGGGAUUCUUGGGGUACGGUCGAUUUUCAACACUCCUCUUCUGUUUCCACCUCCAAUUUUCAACGCAGGCGUGAUUUCUCCUCACAUUGCUGCCGCUCUAGCCAUGUCAUUCAAUCAACAGAGGAUGAACGCUAGCGUAUCACCACCAUUGGACCAUACCACUAUCAGUGUGAACAGCUUCCCCUCUAUGGGAUCAGUUAAGUCGGACAGUCCUCCAACAUCAUCGUCUCCAACGCUUUGCUGUGCAGUAUGUGGCGAUGUUAGCAGUGGGAAACACUAUGGCAUUCUUGCCUGCAAUGGGUGUUCUGGAUUCUUCAAGCGAUCAGUCAGAAGACGACUGAUCUAUCGAUGCCAAGCAGGAACCGGAAACUGUGUUGUCGAUAAAGCCCAUCGCAACCAAUGUCAAGCUUGCCGUCUCAAGAAGUGCUUGAACAAGGGGAUGAACAAAGAUGGUAUUCGUGAAUUUCAUAUAUCUGGAGAAUCGUGUCGAGUUUCAGCUGUACAAAAUGAGAGGCAACCUAGAAAUACGGCAACUAUCCGACCAGCAAUCGAUAUGGAUCCUCAGAACUUCUUUCGGGAGUAUGCAGGUGCUGUGUCCGCAAUUAUGGGACACUCAACAAUGAUUAAACGGGAAGAUUCACCAUCCAGUGCCAGUGAUGGUAAAACUGAAGAUGAGAAGAAAGACAGCCUCCAAGAAUCAGCACUAUCCCAUAUGGAGAGUAUUCUCCAGUGGGCCCAGCAAUUCCGUCUUUUUGCAGUUCUGACCGAGUCAGAAAAGCGUCAAAUUAUUCUGACCCAAUGGCCACGUCUCCUAUGUAUUGCAUUGUGUGAGCAGUCGGAAGACGCAUCGCUCGACGAGCACCUCGGCAGCAUCAUGCUCAAAUUCCGACGUUUAGACGUUUCGCCAGCGGAAUUCAAUUGUAUGAAAGCGAUCACCAUCUUCAUGAAACCCAACGAUGAUUCCGAGUACCAAUUCGAAGAACAACUCGACCAAUGCAUUUGCCUCCUCCAACAAUGCUGUUUGAAACUUGACUCGUCGCCUUCGAGAUUUGGAAAACUUCUUCUUCUCCUUUCUGAAAUUCAUUUCUAUCAAACCAGUAACCUUGAAUCACUUCUCGAUUCUAAAAUUUCUUUUCUUGUCUCGCGAUUCUUGUAA
This is a messenger RNA of Caenorhabditis briggsae, 1218 nucleotides long. RefSeq names its product Protein CBR-FAX-1 (gene Cbr-fax-1). The record is from RefSeq and is a predicted model, not a curated record. The transcript is spliced from 7 exons. NCBI's taxonomy places the organism in Eukaryota, Metazoa, Nematoda, Chromadorea, Rhabditida, Rhabditidae. Gene Ontology annotation, molecular function: nuclear receptor activity; RNA polymerase II cis-regulatory region sequence-specific DNA binding; zinc ion binding. The coding region runs from base 1 to 1218 and encodes 405 amino acids. Gene Ontology annotation, biological process: anatomical structure development; positive regulation of transcription by RNA polymerase II; cell differentiation.